AUGAGUGAUGUUGCUGCGGGGUCGCCUACUACGCCUGGCUCGAUGGCAGCACCUGAGGAGGCUAUACAGGCGGAUGUCGCCGCGAGCGGGAGCGAUGCACGCCCUACCGACACCGCUGCGUCUCCGACUGCGAGCGAUGUGCACUCGGUGACGACGCCAUGCACGGUUACGAGCUCGGUUGCGACGCCCCUCAGGACACACAUCGCCGGAGUUUCGGAGCUGCCGGCUGUCUACCUCCCGCCGAUCCACUACUCCUAUGACCGGGAGACCGGAACCUGGAUCAAGCUGCCCCAGGAUGGUAAUGCGCUGCCGUCGUCCUUUAGCGUGCCGUCCUCAAGCGUGGUGAACACGGUUGCGGCCUCGACCAUACGUUCGGUGCCGUCUACGCCGAUCGAGGAAUCGUUCAUCGAGCCGAGGAGCACGGUCAGGGUGGUGCCCGCCACGAGUCCAUCGGUGCAGUCGUUCACGACUCACAUAUCGCAGAUCUCCAGAAACUUGAAUACAGACAAUGAGUCGCAGGCUACCACGCAGUGCCAGGCGCCGCAACACCCGCCGCGGUUCUACUCGUCGCCGCCAAUGCAGGUUGGCACGGGCACGUCUUACGUGGUGAAUCCCGUGGUAAAUCGCGAAUACACGUGCGUGUCGCCCCUGAUGCCGUACGGCGUUGCAACUCAGGCGACUCCGGUACACGUAUGCUCGCCUCCCGUGGCGCAGCCCGCUCCGGCUGUGGUGAGGAACCAGUUCACAUUCGACGGCCCCGCGCCCAGCUUCCCAGGAUCGCCAGCGCCUGCAUACGAGCCCUACUCUGCGCAUACGACGCCGCGGCCUGCGAGUGCGGCCCAGGCGUUUGCGACGUCCAUGGGCCGCACCUACAACGCGGCGGCGGGCGUGUUCCGCAGCUUUGACGAUAUGGCCGCGAACCCUGCCGUCACAGGAAUGCAACGCAUGCUGCAUCCCGUGGCCACGGACUUUGUCAAGGCCGCUGUUUUCAAGCUGCAACGGUUGGAAAACGUGCCUGCAUCCACCAAUUCCGUGAACAAGGUCGCCUACAGUCUCGUGGCGUAUUUCGACCCCACGACAGAGAACUACGGCGCUUACCGCUCGCGUCCGCGCUGGGGGAUCCCGAACGACCGGCCAAACAGCGCUAACUGUGACUUGCGUGGCGAUGUUAUCAAGAUCCCGUGGCAGGGCGAGAUCUACGUCUUUCUGAAGGUGCUGGAGCACGUCAACCAGAUAGAGACCGUAGUCGGACGCAUGAAGCUACACAUCGAGUCGCUCGUGAGGCAGCACCCGCUGCGCGUGAACAUCAUCAGCGACGACAACCACCUCGCCGGCAGCGCCAUCCUGGAGUUCAGCGUCGGACACAUGAGCCACGACGAACUCCGCGACGCCCAGGACGAGGCGCUGCGCGUGGCGACCUCCCGCAGGCAGAUGGACUACCAGUACCGCGCGAACCGGAUGCCGGAGUACGAAGCGAGCCUCCAGCAGCACAGGCAGACGCAGCGCGACAGGGCCGCCGCGGAGUACCGGAAUUCGCCCGCGGGAUACCGCGAACGCGCACGGCCGAUGGCGCUCGGAGAGGUGCAAGUACCGGCGGCACUGAACCACUUUGUGAGGUGGUGCUGCGACAUCACAGACAGCGACCUGUACUGA
Messenger RNA from Babesia bigemina, 1653 nucleotides. RefSeq lists its product as hypothetical. NCBI's taxonomy places the organism in Eukaryota, Apicomplexa, Aconoidasida, Piroplasmida, Babesiidae. The record is from RefSeq and is a predicted model, not a curated record. The coding region runs from base 1 to 1653 and encodes 550 amino acids. The transcript has 2 exons.